Molecule: messenger RNA, 1781 nt
Organism: Oryza brachyantha (malo sina)
Lineage: Eukaryota; Viridiplantae; Streptophyta; Magnoliopsida; Poales; Poaceae
Product: cytochrome P450 94B3-like
Exons: 1
Coding region: 1-1536 (511 amino acids)
Molecular function (GO): heme binding; iron ion binding; monooxygenase activity
Source: RefSeq, a predicted model, not a curated record
AUGGCAAUGGAGUUCUCCUAUUCCAUGCUCCUCCUGCUGCCUCUUGUACUGUACAUGUCGUACCAGCUCACCAGAACACUGGCCAAGAAGAAGCCCACCACCCAUGGCUUCAAGGCGCACCCACUGCUCGGAUAUCUCCCUGCUUUCCUCAACAACAGCCACCGCUUCCUUGAUUGGUCGUCGGAGCUCAUCGCCGGUAGCCCGGAGAUGAGGAUGGGAUUCUGGAUCCCCGGGAUGCGGACAGGCUUCGUCACUGCCAACCCGGUCGACGUCGAGCACAUCCUGCGCACCAACUUCGCCAACUAUCCCAAGGGGGAGCACGCCAUUGGCAUGCUCGAGGAUUUCCUCGGCCAUGGUCUGUUCAACUCCGAUGGCGACCAGUGGCUCUGGCAACGCAAGAACGCCAGCUACGAGUUCAGCAAGCGCUCCCUGCGCAGGUUCGUCGUCGACGUCGUGCAGGACGAGGUCGCAAACCGACUGCUCCCUCUGCUCCGCCGCGCCGCCGCCGGUGAUGUCGUCCUCGACUUGCAGGAUGUGCUCCAACGAUUCGGUUUCGACACUAUCUGCAUGGUGGUGUUCGGGCACGAUCCACGAUGCCUAGCCGACGGCGGGGUCCUGGAGGAGUCCAAGUCGGAGUUCAUGCAUUCAUUCGGCGAGGCACAGGACCUCGUCAUCGGCCGCUUCAUGGACCCCAUCGGGAUCUCAUGGAAGAUCAAGAAGAUGUUCAAUGUGGGAACGGAGCGCCGACUCAAGAAGGCCGUAGCCGACGUCCAUGCCUUCGCCAUGGACAUUGUUCGCGCCCGGCGUCAGAGCGCGUCCGUGGAAGACAGAGACGAUGUCUUGUCUAAGUUCGUGGCGAGCGACGACUAUAGCGACGAGGUCCUACGGGACAUCGUCCUUAGCUUUCUCAUAGCCGGCCGAGAGACGACGUCGUCGGGGCUGACGUGGUUCUUCUGGCUCAUGUCAUCCCGGCCGGAUGUGGUGGUGCGGAUCGCCGACGAGGUUCGCGCGGUGAGGAAGGCGACCGGGACGCGCCCCGGCGAGCCGUUCGGGUUCGACGCGCUCCGGGAGAUGCACUACCUCCACGCCGCGCUCACCGAGUCGAUGCGGCUGUACCCGCCAGUGCCGAUGGACCCGCAAUCGUGCGCGGCUGACGAUACGCUGCCCGACGGCACGUUCGUCCGCGCCGGCUGGUUCGUGAAUUACAGCGCGUACGCCAUGGGGCGGCUCGCCGCCAUAUGGGGCGAGGACUGCAUGGAGUACAGGCCGGAGCGGUGGCUCGGCGAGGACGGCGCGUUCCAGCCGGCGAGCCCGUUCCGGUUCACGGUGUUCCACGCCGGGCCGAGGACGUGCCUGGGGAAGGAGAUGGCUUACGUGCAGAUGAAGUCCAUAGUUGCUAACGUGUUCGAGGAGUUGGUGGUUGACGUCUUGAAGGAGGUCGCCGGCGGCGGCGUGCCGGAGCACGUGUUCUCGGUAACACUGAGGAUGAAGGGUGGACUAGCUGUGAAGAUAAGGAGAAAGACGGAAGCUUAUUAGAGGAUGAUGCCUUACCGCAAGAUAAUUAACAAGAGAAGUUCGCUUCAAGUUUUACAAUUGUUGUGCACCCGCUGCUUAAGCUUUGUUUAUCUGAUGGGUUAACAAAUUUAACGAGAGUGCUACGACAAUGUAUUCAAGAUAUUACACCGUGGGCCGAACAAUUCAAAAUAGAUGAUCGCUGUGUAACUAACCACUGGAAAAACGUGUACUCUGCAGCGCUAUUGCAAGCCUAUAAACAGGCUUGU